Molecule: messenger RNA, 1462 nt
Organism: Seriola dumerili (greater amberjack)
Lineage: Eukaryota; Metazoa; Chordata; Actinopteri; Carangiformes; Carangidae
Gene: nat14
Product: N-acetyltransferase 14 (putative)
Exons: 4
Coding region: 264-1097 (277 amino acids)
Molecular function (GO): N-acetyltransferase activity
Source: RefSeq, a predicted model, not a curated record
GUAAGAGGACGCAAAGCAGAGUACGUCUGUACUCAGAAUUCCUCCUUUUUUUAAAGCAAGAAACGACUUUGUGGUCAUUCAGUGAAAGUGCCAUAGCUGCACGACAACAAACAGAGACACACGCAGCGUGUAUUUCCCAUCUCUCCGCUGAAUUUGAGCGGCGUUGUGCAGAAGGUUCCCUGUGCACACAGUGUGGAUGUUGGAGUUUGCAACAUACUGUGUGUUGAAACAGUAGGCCUGCUGUUUGAGCAUAAAGCCUAAACAUGGUGAGGCUGGAGCUGGAUCAAGUGGUGAUGAGGAGGAUGAAAGAGGAGGACAUAGAGAUGAUCAAAGCCCUCAUCAAGGAGGGCUGCGAGGGCACAGAAAACCGUCUCAUCCUCCACAUCCUCACUCGUCCGCUCUGCCUCUUCAUCUUGGCUGUUUUCUCCUCAAUCCUGCGCUGCCUUGUCCACUCCUUUAUCCUUGCCCUCGCCAUUCCUGUCUUCCUGCUAAUAAUCUUUCUCAAGAUCACCAUGCCGCGGUCCACAGGGGUUCUAGGCAGCAGUCGUCCCUACUGGGACUAUGUGGGCAGCAGCUACCGGGGGACACAGGCUGAGACACUGCAGAAUCCCUAUUGUAGGAUUAGUGGCAAGACACCACUGACAAAAAAGCCAAGAUGCAGAAUCGGGUCCAAAGACAAGGACAAGGAGAUGUCAACAGAGAAGAUCACCCCAGAGAGGGAACAGGCAGCGGGACAGGUAUGGGUGGCAGACUGCGACGGGGAGAUCGUGGGCUGCAUCUUCCGGGAGAGUGAGACGCGAGCGGGCAUCAGGAGGAUCUGCAGGGUGGUGACAGGCUGCUGGUACCGCAGGGAGGGCCUGGCUCGGCUGCUUGUCCAGAGUGUGGAGCAGAGAGAGAGGGAGGCUGGGGCACACAGAGUGUAUGCACAUGUCCCCUACCCCUCCAAGGUGGGGGAGGCCUUCUUCAGGAAACUGGGCUAUCAGCAGCUGGGGGAGGGGACUGAUGAAGAAGAAGAUGAUGAAGAGAUAAAGCUGGAGACUCCAGAGAGAGGCUUUCUGGGACACCCCCUCACCAAGGUGUUUUACAAAGACCUGUGAUUGAGUGAUGAAUGACUCAUGGAGUGAAAAAAAAAGUGGCAGUGAGCCCAGGAUUGGCUAAAGUUAAAGAAGAGAUAACAUAAGUGCACAAUGUGGAUCUCUGCAGGGUGACAGUGUCAUUGCUGCAACACGUUUGAUUUCUUGUUAAGUUAAUAAUUUAUUGAAUAUUUUUGUUAUUUAUGCCAAUAUUUAUUUACUGUAUGUGUUGCUGUUCUACGUGUGAGUUUGGUUAUAAGUAUACUUUUACCUUUUUAUUAUUCAAAGCACCAUCUCUUCUUUUUCCCCAAAGCAAAUGGUUGUUUAUUAUUUAAAAAUUCAAAAAUUAUAUCAUGAUGCCUCAGGCCUGCUGUUCUCUAUCAUUUGUA